AUGUCUCUCUGGACUUUGGCAAUUGGUUUCAUUUGUAUUUUGUAUAUAUUUCGUUUACGGAAACAUUUUAAAAUUUUAGCAUUUUUUGCACCAAAAUUGCGAACGAUCGAUGGUACGUCGGUAGAACAUUUGGUACCCACAUUACCGGGUCAAACAAUAUUUGGUAAUACAUUUGAUACAGCUGGUUUGGAUUUUGUUCAAACGUUUAAAUAUCUUCGCAAAAAUGCCGCCCUAAUGAAACAAAGCUAUGUCCAAUAUAUUAUGGGCAAAACUAUUCUCAAUGUUAUCGAUGCUGAAAUGGCUGAAAUGAUUUUUACCAACACGAAAUUGAUUACCAAAGGAUUUGUCUAUGGGUUUUUGAAACAAGCUUUGGGCGAUGGCCUACUAAUAUCCACUGGCGAGAAAUGGCAUAGCAGACGCAAAAUGUUGACACCGGCUUUUCAUUUUAACAUUUUGGGACAAUUUCAGGAGAUUUUUAUUGAAGAAAGUCAAAAAUUUAUUAACUAUAUGGAAAAUUUGGAUUCAAAUGUUUUGCUGCUGGAUGAAAUAAUACCAAAAUUUACAUUGAACGUUGUGUGUGAAACUGCUCUGGGUGUUAAAUUAGAUGAAUGCCUUGAUGGUGAUGAAUAUCGUCGUAGUUUCAGUGUUUUCGAAGAGUGCUUCAAUAGACGUGUCAAUAAUCCCCAUUUGAUGAACGAAACGGUCUACAAGGCCAUCGAAGAAUAUAAAUAUUUGCCAGCUUUAAAAAUUGCUCAUGAUUUCUCCAGCAAUAUAAUACAAAAGAGAAGAGAACAAUUUGCCAAAGAGCAGGAGGCAAGUCAAAUACAGGCUGAAGAUGAACAAAGUUUCCGGAAGCAACGCUAUGCCAUGUUAGAUACUCUGCUGUAUGCCGAAAAAGAUGGUCUCAUCGAUCAUGCCGGCAUUUGUGAAGAAGUUGAUACCUUUAUGUUUGAGGGUUAUGACACCACAUCGAUGAGUUUGAUAUUUUGUUUAAUGAAUCUUUCGCUAUAUCCCAAAAUGCAAGAACGUUGCUAUCAAGAAAUCCUCAAUAGCCUUGAUGGUGAUUUAGAAAAAGUGGAUAUUUCCGCAUUAAGUAAAUUAAAAUAUCUGGAAUGUUUUAUGAAAGAAUCAAUGCGUCUAUAUUCCACUGUACCGAUAAUUAUGCGUGAAGCUGUGGAAGAAACUGAACUACCGAACGGUUUAAUAUUACCCGCCAAUUCAUAUGUGACUGUGCACAUAUUCGAUUUACAUCGUAAUCCAAGACAUUUUGAAAAUCCCGAAGAUUUUAAUCCGGAUCGAUUUUUACCUGAAAAUUCGGUGGGUCGUCAUCCAUAUGCAUUUGCACCAUUUAGUGCGGGGCAGAGGAAUUGUAUAGGUCAAAAAUUCGCCAUGAAUGAAAUGAAAACAUUACUCGUCCAUAUUAUUAAGAAUUAUAAGUUGUUACCUUUAGUAGAUCCAAGUGCAUUUGAUUUUAAAUCUGGUAUUAUUAUUCGAACUAAGAAUGAGGUUAAGGUGAAAUUUAUUAAGAGACAAUAA
This is a messenger RNA of Musca vetustissima, 1536 nucleotides long. Its product is annotated as cytochrome P450 4p1-like. Bases 1 to 1536 code for a protein of 511 amino acids. The transcript has 6 exons. Gene Ontology annotation, molecular function: monooxygenase activity; oxidoreductase activity, acting on paired donors, with incorporation or reduction of molecular oxygen; iron ion binding. The record is from RefSeq and is a predicted model, not a curated record. NCBI's taxonomy places the organism in Eukaryota, Metazoa, Arthropoda, Insecta, Diptera, Muscidae.